AUGAAGAUUCAGAAACAAAACACAACAAACCCAUUCGAAUCCCUCUCAGAAGAACUCAUUUUCACAAUCCUCGACUUCCUCGAACAACCGAACAACAAUAACAACCAAACCAAAAAAUCAUUCUCCUUAACUUGCAAAUACUUCCACGCGCUAGAAUCAAAACACCGACGCGCCCUCCGUCCCUUACGCGCCGAACACUUACCUUCAAUCCUCGCGCGUUACUCCUCCAUCCAAACCAUCGACCUCUCACUAUGUCCGCGCGUGAGCGACACGUCUCUUGCAAUGAUCGCCGAAGCCUACAAAGAAACGCUCAUUCGGAUCGAUUUAUCGCGGUCGAGAUUCUUCACCGGGAGCGGUUUGGUUAGUAUUGCGGCGAGUUGUUUGAAUUUGGUUGAGCUUGAUUUGUCUAACGCGACGGAGUUGAGAGACGCGGCGAUGGUUGGUGUUGCACGCGCCGGGAAUUUGGAGAGGCUUUGGUUGAAUAGGUGUAAGUUGGUUACGGAUAUGGGGAUUGGGUGUGUGGCGGUGGGGUGUAGGAAGUUGAAGUUGAUUAGUUUGAAAUGGUGUGUUGGUGUUGCUGAUUUGGGUGUUGAGUUGAUUGCUAUUAAGUGUAGAGAUCUUCGAAGUUUGGAUCUUUCUUAUUUGCCUAUCACAGAGAAAUGCCUAUCUUCGAUCUUCAAAUUGCAACAUCUCGAAGAUUUGGUCCUCGAAGGAUGCUUUGGCGUUGGCGACGACAGUCUCAGCAACGAGGUCUUUAAACAAGGGUGCAAUACAUUAAAGAAACUUGAUAUCUCAGGAUGUCAUAACAUAAGUCAUACCGGUCUGUCAAGGCUGACGAGCAUUUCUCGAUGUGUCGAACAACUUGUAUUAGCAGAUGGUUCUCCGGUGACUCUUGCUCUUGUUGACAGUUUAAAUAAACUUUCUAUGUUGCAAUCAAUCAUAUUCGACGGUUGCAUUGUUACCUCCGACGGAUUAAAAGCCAUUGGAAAUUUGAGCAUUUCGCUGAAGGAACUGAGUUUAAGUAAAUGUUUGGGAGUGACGGAUGAAGCUCUCUCUUUCCUUGUGUCAAAACACAGAGAUCUAAGGAAGCUGGAUAUCACGUGCUGCCGGAAGAUAACCGAUGUUUCGAUAGCUAGCAUUACGAAUUCUUGCAGAAGUCUCACUUCUCUGAAAAUGGAAUCGUGCACGCUAGUUUCAUCGGAAGUGUAUAUAUUGAUUGGACAGAAAUGCCAUUUUCUCGAGGAGCUUGACCUCACAGACAAUGAAAUCGAUGAUGAAGGCCUCGAGUCCAUAUCUUGUUGUUCGAGGCUCUCCAGCCUGAAACUAGGAAUCUGCCUGAACAUAACCGAUAGAGGAGUUGCCUAUGUUGGCAUGUGUUGCUCAAAAUUAAAGGAACUGGACCUAUACAGGUGCACAGGAGUAACAGAUUUAGGCAUUUCGGCAAUUGCGUACGGUUGCCGUGGCCUUGAGAUGAUAAAUACCGCAUAUUGCACUAACAUUACCGAUAGGGCAUUAUUCUGCUUAUCAAAAUGUCCAAAUUUGCAAACACUCGAAAUUCGUGGAUGUCUUCUCGUUACAUCUAUAGGUUUGGCAUCUAUUUCAAUGAACUGCAAACAACUAAGCCGUCUCGACAUCAAAAAGUGUUACAACAUUGACGAUAGCGGCAUGAUUCCGCUAGCUCAUUUCUCCCAAAAUCUAAGACAGAUAAACUUGUCGUAUAGCUCGGUUACGGAUGUGGGGCUUCUGUCGCUUGCCGGUAUCAGUUGCCUUCAAAACUUUACUCUGCUUCACCUGCAGGACGUGGCUCCACAAGGAGUUGCGGCGGCCAUAUUGGCAUGCGGAGGACUAACAAAAGCAAAGCUUCAUGUUAAACUAAGAUCUCUUUUACCUGAAAUACUCAUCAGACAUGUAGAAGCUCGUGGUUGCGUGUUUGAAUGGAGAGAUAAAGUUUUUCAGGCUGAAUUGGACCCCAAGUGUUGGAAAUUACAGUUAGAAGAUGUGAUGCAAUAG
Vicia faba (fava bean) is the source of this 2010-nucleotide messenger RNA. NCBI's taxonomy places the organism in Eukaryota, Viridiplantae, Streptophyta, Magnoliopsida, Fabales, Fabaceae. The record is from the annotation of a GenBank genome assembly.